Pungitius pungitius (ninespine stickleback) is the source of this 3330-nucleotide messenger RNA. Its product is annotated as vasorin-like. The transcript has 2 exons. Bases 185 to 2299 code for a protein of 704 amino acids. NCBI's taxonomy places the organism in Eukaryota, Metazoa, Chordata, Actinopteri, Perciformes, Gasterosteidae. Gene Ontology annotation, molecular function: protein binding. The record is from RefSeq and is a predicted model, not a curated record.
GACAUGAAGAGGACGUGCGCGGAUUGAGGCUCGCGCACGCGCACGCCGGCGAUACAAAGCGGCGUUCUGGUGGGGACGAGCUGCUGGAGCGCGCUCCCGCGGAAUUUGGAUAACUCUCUCUCCAAGGUGAGCUCCUCCCGUGCGCCUUUUUACCUGUGCAGGAAAGAGAUUAAGACCUGGCGCCAUGCGGCCUCACUUCCUGCUCCUCUUCCUCUCAUCUGGUCUGGUGUUAUCUUCUGAAUGCCCGACCGACUGUGCUUGCCGGGACCAGGACUCCGUAUUCUGCUUCCAUCGGCGCUCCAGCAUUGUUCCCCGUGUUCCUGCCACCACCCGAGAACUGUUCAUCUUCCAGAACAGCAUCAAUACUUUGACCCAAGAUGACUUCAAAGACCUGGCGCAGUUGGAGUUGCUGGAUCUGAGCCAGAAUGAGCUGGCAGAGGUUCCAGAUGGUGUGUUUGAGAUGCUGUCAAAGCUGAAGAACUUAGACCUGUCCUUCAACCACAUCGCACACAUUUCCAAAAACAGUUUUUCCGGGUUGGUCCAGCUGGAGAGACUAUAUCUCCAUGCCAACCGCAUUCAAAGCAUCCACUCAGAAGCUUUUGAAGGUUUUGAGAUGCUACUGGAACUUAAGCUGCAAGGAAACCAGCUCUCCUCUCUGCCAUCCCUUCAUCUCCCAAGACUUCUUCUUUUGGACCUCAGUUACAACAACAUCCCAACGCUGGGGGCCUCAGACCUUCAGACUCCCCACCUGGAGGCCCUAAAGGUAGCCUCUCUGGGGCUCACUACUGUGAAUGAAGAUCUCAUAGCUUCUCUGGUAAACCUCCAUGAGCUCGACAUCUCCAAUAACCAGUUAAGUGAGCUUCCCCAGGCCCUGAAGCAGGACUCACUCAAGGGGCUGACCAAGCUCAGCCUGGCUACCAACCCAUUGAGCGAGCUCAGGGUGGAGGACUUCCAAAAACUGAGUGGGCUUCAUGAACUGGAUCUCAGUGGACUUAAUCUCCAGGGAUUUUCCCAGAGUUUCUUCCAGGCCUUCCCAAGGUUGAUGCACCUGACUGCAGCUGAGAACCCAUUUAACUGCCUGUGUCCACUGGCCUGGUUCCCUGCUUGGCUAAAGGAUAAAAACGUGGAUCUUGGGAGGCCCGAGGAAACCAGAUGUCACUUCCCUCUGGUUAAUGCAGGGAAAAUGCUUUCAGCGCUGGAGCACAAAGAAUUUGGGUGUCCGCCUACCAGGACGGUGCUGACUGGCGUCCCCAUUGGCAGUACUCUGGCUCCCCAGAUACCAGCCACCUCUCCGGGGAGCAUCCACACCAACGCUAUUCCUCCUCCUCCUCCACCCAGUGAGUCCACCGCCCCCUCAAACACCAACGGAACCCUUUCACCAGAACCUCCAGUCUCCCAGAGCUCCAUCAGCGGUGAGCAGAUCUGCCCACCGAACAUCUGCCUCAAUGGGGGCACUUGUCGUUUUGAUCCGUCUGCUCAGCUCAGUUGCCUCUGUCCGUUGGGAACCUCUGGCCUCUACUGUGAAAAUGUGGACCAGGCUCCUGAGACCCCGAAGCCUUCAGCAGCAAAAGUUCUGCAGUCUGCCGGCGCAAUGCCAGCUGAGCUCGAUGCCAUCAGUUCACGGCAGGUCACCUCCACUUCCAUCCUGCUCGACCUGCACCGCUUCAUUGAGACGCGGCCGAAUAUCCGCGGCAUCCGGUUGACCUACCGCAACCUCUCUGGGCCGGACCGCCGGCCCAUCAUCCUGAGUGUACCGGCAUCCUACCCGGAGUACACUUUGCGUGGGUUGAGACCCAACUGCACCUACUCGGUGUGUGCCAGCCCCCUGAGGGAGCGGGUCGCCCCGAGGGCCAACAGCACCGCAGAGACGGGCUCUUGCACUGAGGCUCGCACCGAAGGGCUCCCGCUCUCGUCCUCGGAGCCCCGGGUGGAGACGCAGAGCCCGCUGACCUACGCCCUGGUCCUCGCCUUGGCGGCGCUGGCGCUGGUUAUGGGCCUGGCUGUGGUGGCCGGGGCCAUCGUCUGCGUCCGAAAGAGAAGGCAGUCCGGGGCGGAAUUGGAGCUGGAGCUGGGCCCGACGGAUCCCGACCCCGUGAAGCAGGAGGGGACGAAGGCCUGCCUGGAGAACGGGGGGAAUGAGACGCCGGACCACAAACAGCUGGAGGUCGACCACGGUCACACUCCUCAGCCGCCCCCAGCAUCACAACGAAAUGGGGGUUUGGACUAUGAAUUACCCUUGAUGCAAGGACAAUGCUCAUCAAAUAACAAUCUAGCAUCUUCAAAGCCAUCUUGUUUUUAAGAGGCAAUAAACUGCAAAACCAUUUUAAAGACGUUGAAGGCAGACAUCAGAAAUCCUGCUUUGUUGGUUAAAAUGAAAAUGUUCCUCCUAAUAUUAGAUAUCCACAUUGGAAAAGACGCUUCAGACUGGAUCUUCUUUUUUAGAGACACUAAGUGAUGAAUUUAAUAUUACACUACAUCUUAAAUGUGCUAAACCAGGGUGGAUUAAGUCCUCCAGGGUCUACGGUUGCCGUUGUUGUGUUUGUGUAAUAGAAACUUUGGGAAUAAGAUGAAAUCAUUUUUGCUGGAUUAGGGAGGUACUUUCUGGAGGGAAAGGGCACAUCGGUGUUUGAAGAGAACAUGAAGAGAAAGACUGACGAAGUUUGCAUGAAGAAAUGUGAGACACUUCGAGACCAUCGAGUGUCAGACGGUUUAUUUUCUCCACCAGGAGGAACCACAGGGUCUUUAUUCCAAGCCCCAAACUGUGUUCAAAGGAGCGUUUUCUUUAGGUUUAGGAGAUCGGCUCUAGGCCGUCGCUCCUCUCUUUGGUCUCCACGGAUCACUGGUGUGCGUUUAGCUUGUUUACUCUCUGCUCGGUGCAGAGUUUGGAUUUAUUUUUUUGUCUCGUUUUUAACUUUUACUUUUGCAAAGUUCCUUAUCAGCAUCUGAGCGGAACCGUAAUAACCUCUUGUUGUGGCUCUGAAGUGGACUUCCACAACAUCUGGCCUCACAGAGGAACCGAUGUGCCUCCACUCAGCAGUUAGAGCACGUGCUUCAUGUUGCUUCAGGAGUCCGUCUGCACUAGAACUCUACUGGCUUCGUUCUGUCAGAGCUCCACUAUGAACAUGCUCGAUACCUGGACCAGAGGCAGGAAGUGUUUGAGAUAUCUGCAGAGAGCGCAUCACCCUACCCUGAUCAUUUAGGGGAGGCUUUGUUCUGUUGUUUUGUGUUUCUUUGUUUGCAUCAAUUACAACUUUGUGUGUUUGUCCAUGAGCGGUUCUGAGAAAAGACCAGUAUUAAAAAGGGAAACCUGCCUUGGAUCUCUGCUCUUUU